AAGCCAAAACCAAGGAGCUUGUUUUCACAACGUGACAAUGCUGGACUCUGUGGGACUGAGCUUUGUGGUGCUGCUCUCAGCAACGGGAGCAGUGACAGUAGACAGAUGAGUUUUACUGCACUUCAAACUAACAAGAACAAAUCUAGAGAAGUGGAGUACGACUACUACAAAUACCAUCCAAUGUCAGAGAUCACCAACUGGAUGGUUCAGAUUGCUGAGAAUCACUCUGAUGUUGUGACCAUUGUAAACUAUGGACAGACUUAUGAGAAGAGGACGAUUAGCUUACUCAAGAUUGGCCUGAAUACUGACUGGAAAAAGAAAGCUGUGUGGAUGGACUGUGGUAUACAUGCACGGGAAUGGAUUUCUCCAGCCUUCUGUCAGUACUUUGUCAGGCAGAUCCUGCAAACAUACAAAACAGACCCAAAAAUUGAAGAGAUGAAGAACAUGGACUUCUAUGUUACUCCUGUGCUCAACGUGGAUGGCUACAUCUACUCCUGGAAGGACAACACAACUCGACUGAGGAGGAAGAACAGAUCACCAGGACCUUCAGACUGUGACUGUUAUGGCACCGAUCUCAACCACAACUUUGACGCCUACUGGAGCACAAUUGGAGCAUCAUUUAACUGCUGCUCAAGGACCUUCUGUGGGAGCAGCGCUUUGUCUGAGCCUGAGGCCCAGGCUGUAACCUACUUUGUAGGAACCCGCAAAGACCACUUCCUGUGUUUCUUCACCAUCCACUCCUACAGCCAGCUCCUCCUGAUUCCCUAUGGAAACCCCAAUUUCACCGCCCCCAACUACGAUGAGCUGUGUGUGCUUCCUCAGAUGAAGGUGGGUCUGGCUGCAGCAAAUGAAAUUAAGAAGGUCCAUGGGAUGAACUACACUGUAGGAACCUCGCCAGAUAUACUGUAUGCCAACUCUGGUACAUCUAGUGACUGGGCCGGGCUGCAAGGGAUCCCUUUCGUCUAUACCUUUGAGCUGACAGAUAACGGGAUCGGCUUUGAGCUUCCUGAGGAUCAGAUCCAGCCGACCUGUGAGGAGGCCUAUAGAGGAGCCCUCCACGUCAUCACCUCUGCCCACGAUAACACUUUCAAUGGUGCUGUGGACGCCACUUUCACAACCCUGUGGACCCUUCUGUUAGCAGUGGGUGUCACCACCAGCACCACCCUGUUGUGAGGUGGAGAAGGAAACUUCUGUUCAAUAAGUAACAAUGCAUGCUUGUUUUUUCUUAUUAUAUUAUAAAACUGUAGUAAAGUGUCUGAAAGAGCUGAAAUGUUCUUCCAUAUCUGUCAUAUUACAGUGGUAGUCUAAUGUCCA
Monopterus albus (swamp eel) is the source of this 1314-nucleotide messenger RNA. RefSeq names its product carboxypeptidase O-like. Gene Ontology annotation, molecular function: metallocarboxypeptidase activity; zinc ion binding. Gene Ontology annotation, biological process: proteolysis. The record is from RefSeq and is a predicted model, not a curated record. Lineage: Eukaryota; Metazoa; Chordata; Actinopteri; Synbranchiformes; Synbranchidae.